Molecule: messenger RNA, 2295 nt
Organism: Trichoplax adhaerens
Lineage: Eukaryota; Metazoa; Placozoa; Uniplacotomia; Trichoplacea; Trichoplacidae
Exons: 26
Coding region: 1-2295 (764 amino acids)
Biological process (GO): proteolysis
Molecular function (GO): dipeptidyl-peptidase activity; serine-type peptidase activity
Source: RefSeq, a predicted model, not a curated record
AUGACGAACACUAAUUGCCAUAGUAGAAUUCCUAUACCUAAUUGUGAGUUGAGUAGCUAUACUGAAAGUUUAACAAUUAUGGGGACUCCUAGAAUUCAAAUUCGAAAUACGGAUCGAAAGACCUAUAUUUUAAUCGGGUCAAUAAUUUUGUUCGUUGGUGCUAUUGUAGGAAUUAUAGCAGUAACUAUAUAUUUAAGAAACAGCAACAUUGAUGCUCAACCGCCUAGUUACCAAGGCCGUAUUUAUGGAUUCAGCCAGCUUUUCAACUCUUCAUUUAAUCCACAGUCAGUCUAUGUGAGCUGGCUUAGCGAUACAUCCUAUGAAUAUAACAAUGCAGAUGGAGAUCUUAUAGAAUACAAUGUUGAUACUAAUACUUCUAAAACCCUUCUAACAGCAUCUGAAAAGGCAUCACUUAAAGGGGAAAGGACUUGGAUUAGUCCUGAUGGCCAAUAUUUAUUGCUAGCCUAUGAAGUGAAAUUGCAAUAUCGAUAUUCUUUCUUUGCACGUUACGUGGCUUACAGGAUCUCAGAUAAAAAAGUAUUUCGCCUGGAGCCUAUGGGAAGUAGUAAACUAUUGCGAUAUAUGGGCUGGUCAGCUACAGGUCACCAAUUGGCAUUUAUCUAUCUAAACGAUAUAUACGUUAUACCUGAUCCAACGCAAGGGAAUGCUUCUGUCCGAUUAACAAAUACUGGAGUUGAUGGAAUUAUUUUUAAUGGUGUACCGGAUUGGAAUAGCGAAGCGAGAAAUAUCGCUAUCUUCUUUAACACCCUUGAAUUGCAUAUUCUUGCAUCAUUAUCUACCUUAGAGGAAAUUUUAUAUAGUAGUAAUGCACUAUAUUGGUCUAAAUCGUCUACCUAUAUCUGCUAUGGGAAUUAUAAUGCUAGUGGAGUUGGUUCAGCGCAAUGGAUGUGGUACGAAGGGAAAAUGUCUUAUACUACAGUUAAAUCGAUUCAAUAUCCUAAGGCUGGUACUAAAAACUCUAAAAUAGCAGUCUAUGUCACCAAAGCAACGGAUGCUAGAAACGUUGUUCAGCUACUUCCCCCGGCAAAAUUUGCUAACGAAGAAUAUUAUUUCACUAAUGUGGUUUGGGCAUCCGAUACUAUUGUUACUGUGACGUGGCUAAAUCGAUUUUCUAACACAAGCAUUUUAAUGUCAUGUGAUGCAACCAAUGGGCAAUGUCGGCAGAUUCAUCAUCUAACACAAUCAAACGGCUGGAUAGACUACAAAUAUAAAAGCCCAUUAUUCAAUUCCGCUGGUGAUUAUUACUUUGCUGUUCUUCCUAAGAAAGGUGCGAGUGGAAAAACAUAUUUCCAUAUAGCUCGAGUAACACUUUCGGACGGGAGAAAAUUUUGGUUAACUGCUGGCAACUGGCAAGUUACAACUAUUUACGCCUAUUCCGAAGCCAGGCAGUUGAUAUUUUUUCAGAGUACUCAACUAAGUUCUACCAGUAGAAAUAUUUAUAGUGUUUCGAUUAAUGGUACUAAUAAGAAAUGUAUUAGCUGUAAUUUUAAGCCCAUUGAGGAAUGCAACUUCUAUACUGGUUCAUUUAGUACAAAUGGACAUUAUUGCCUACUUGGUUGCCGAGAUGUGACAAUGGAAACAAAUCAACGCCUUAGAAAUAUACUAAAAGACAUUACAUUACCCAAGCGCGAAAUUAUGGAGUUUGAACGCGACGGAUAUAAGAUGAACACUUUUAUUUAUUAUCCUCCUGGAUUUGAUAAGGAUAAGCAGUAUCCUGUGUUAAUGUAUAAGUUUAUGUAUAGCACAUACUUGAGAAUGGGUGUACAAGAAGCAGAGGAUAUCAUUGCCUUCGCAAAGUAUAUUAAAACAUUCCGUUAUGUUCAUAAAAGUAAAGUGGGCAUAUUUGGAUGGUCCCAUGGGGCCUAUCUUGGAGGUAUGGCUAUGGGUAUUAAUGACCAUGUUUUCAGUUUGGGUCUACUUGUUGCUCCAGUAUCUGAUUUUAGAUUUUAUGAUACUGGUUACACUGAAAGGUUUAUGCUUUCACCUAAAGAAAACUUAAAGGGCUAUGAAGAAGCUUCAAUCCUCAAUAGACUGGAUGGAUUCAAAAAUGCGACAGUUUUUAUUGCUCAUGGCAAUGCCGACGAUAACGUUCAUUUUCAAAAUAGUGCAGUCUUGGUUCAAUCAUUGCAGGAGAAAGGAAUCCAAUUUAGAAUGAUGAUGUAUCCAAAUAAAAAUCAUAAUAUUGAUGGUUAUGGAAGGAAACAUUUAUUUGUCGCCAUGACCAAUUUGAUUGCGGAAAAAUUUGUUUUAGCUAAUCCGUUCCAAAAUAAUUAA